This is a messenger RNA of Aspergillus versicolor CBS 583.65, 384 nucleotides long. RefSeq lists its product as uncharacterized. NCBI's taxonomy places the organism in Eukaryota, Fungi, Ascomycota, Eurotiomycetes, Eurotiales, Aspergillaceae. The record is from RefSeq and is a predicted model, not a curated record. Bases 1 to 384 code for a protein of 127 amino acids. Gene Ontology annotation, molecular function: deaminase activity. Gene Ontology annotation, cellular component: mitochondrion; cytosol. The transcript is spliced from 3 exons.
AUGUCUGUCAAUCGUCAAGUUGUCAACAGCGCCCAGGCGCCUCCCCCACGCCCCUUCUACAACCAAGCAGUCAUUGCCAAUGGCUUCGUCUUUUGCUCUGGUCAGCUCCCAAAAGACUCCACGGGGAAGAUAGUCGAGGGCACCGUCCAGGAUCGCGCUCACCAAUGCAUUCGGAACUUGAAAGCCGUCCUCGAGUCUGCAGGAUCUGGUCUUGCAAAAAUGGUCGAAGUAAAUGUCUUCCUGGCCGAUAUGGAGGACUUUGAGAAGAUGAAUGAGGUUUAUCUGCAGUGGUUUGGCGAGAUUAAGCCUGUUAGAACUUGCGUUGCUGUCAAGUCCAUCCCGGAAUAUACUGAUGUCGAGAUGAAGUGCGUGGCGCUCUUGUAG